Camponotus floridanus (Florida carpenter ant) is the source of this 4589-nucleotide messenger RNA. RefSeq lists its product as uncharacterized. Gene Ontology annotation, biological process: lipid metabolic process. Bases 1122 to 4409 code for a protein of 1095 amino acids. The record is from RefSeq and is a predicted model, not a curated record. The transcript has 8 exons. Gene Ontology annotation, molecular function: lipase activity. Lineage: Eukaryota; Metazoa; Arthropoda; Insecta; Hymenoptera; Formicidae.
CCCUUUCUGGUUACUCCUGAAUACGGUUGUAUGAUCGCGUUCGCGAGGUGGAGGAGAAUCCGCGAAGUGGAGGCACCAACCAAUUGACUGACCGCUCGUUGCAAGACACGACGCUUAAACACCGUUCUCUGCUCAUGGUACAGGUAAAGAGACGGCGUAACAUUACGGUGGGAGUCAGUUCUGUUAUAGUAGGCCACGAGGCAGCAACUCUCAUGCUUCUGCAGGCCUUGCUCGUGAACAACUCCGCAUACGGCUCCGCUCUCUCUCUCCUCGUUUCUGUUCUUGCGAGCGCGAGGCGCGUAUCGGGUACCACCGCACCGUGAAAAUCAUCGCGAGUUUAUGCCGUUUCGAGAAAUCAAUUUGAAGCACAGUCUCCCAAAAAAAAAGAAAAAAAACAGCGCAAAGAUUAUGUGUAAAAUCGAUUAACUUCGAAUCCGCUUUCUUCCCUCGAUCUCGAAAUUGCUCAGCCGUUUCGGCUGAUUCGACGUACGACAAGAGAACGUGACACCUGGUUGUUCGUUCAUGAGUGAUCAUACCUGUGUCGCAAAUAUGUCAGGACGUUGGUAAUAAGAACGAGUUUGCGCAAGCGACGAAUUCGGAAUCCGAGGUUCUUUCGUGGCGGAGAAAGCGGAUGGCUUGAGUAUACUCAACGAAUGUACGCCACGGCGCAGCUUUUCCUAUUUCUAUUUCAAUCUCUUUUAACUGCAAAAAAGAAGAGGAUAAACAGGAUGAGGAAGUUGUUCCCAUUUUGCGAUUUAAUUUUAUUACAUUAAUUGGAUGGUUAUAUUGAAAACUAUCACACAAACUUUCGAAAGAGUUCUUAUCAAUGGGGCAAUCGUUCGAUAUCAAUGUAUUAGAAAAAGCGAAUAAAAAUUGAUCUUACAAGAGAAAGAAAAAAUUAUUUGGCUCUUGAGGAAAACAAGGAUUUAUUUUUUUCCCGCGAUAAAGAUAGAGUCUUAUAUCUUGCUGAUUUUUUCGACGAAUUUAAUAAGAACGCAAACAGAAGGCAAACUUGUCUUCGCAUCUUCUUGAUGCGAUCCGCCGUGGCACGAUGGAUUUCUAACUGUCUAUAAUAAUGGUGGACUUUUGAAGAAGUUUCCGGGAUUGUCCAAAGACGUGAGAUGAUUGGCAAACUUCUUCUGACUCUUUGGAUAUUGCAAUGGACCAGUUUUAUCGCGGGACAAUUCUUGUCUUUAAACGACAACGCGGACGAAAAGAACGACGCGGAAAUUUUUCGCGCAGUCAUCGAAUCAAUGAGGCAAUGGACACUUCACAAGACAUACCAUCACAGAAAAAAGAGAGAAGUGUCGAAGGUAUGUUACGAAGACGUAGGUUGCUUCGAGGAUACUGGGCCUUUCAGUUAUUUAGAAAUGCUACCGUCACCGCCGAAGGACGUCGGAACUAGAUUCCUCAUAUAUGGAACUAGGAGGGCAAGGUCAAUCCCUAUGGAAGUAUCUGCUGAUGAUAUAAAUGAUAAUACACAUCGUGCCAUAGAUCCCACUCUACCCACGAAAGUGAUUGUGCACGGAUUCGGAAGUCAUUGCGGUCACUUAUGGGUGUAUGAUAUGAGAACAGCAUUAAUGAACAUUCAAGAUUGCAACAUAGUUUGUGUGGAUUGGGGCCCUGGAAGUGCUGUGCCCAAUUACGUAAGAGCAGCGGCCAAUACGCGACUGGUGGGUCGACAAUUGGCAAAAUUAAUUCGCAAUUUGAAUGUUCCUUUGGAAAAAGUGCAUAUGAUAGGAUUUAGUUUGGGUGCCCAUGUAGCCGGGUUCGCUGGUGCUGAGCUAGGAAAUGUGUCUAGAAUAACCGGAUUAGAUCCCGCAGGACCACUUUUCGAGUCGCAAGAUCCGAGGGUUCGUUUGGAUGCGACGGAUGCAAAUUUCGUAGAUGUUAUUCACAGCAACGGCGAGCAACUCAUUUUGGGUGGACUUGGUUCUUGGCAACCUAUGGGCGAUGUGGAUUAUUAUCCGAAUGGCGGAAAAGUGCAAAGUGGAUGCUCAAACAUUUUCCUUGGCGCUGUUUCUGACAUCAUCUGGUCGAGCGCGGUCGAAGGAAAAUCGCUGUGCAAUCAUCGGCGAGCAUAUAAGUUCUUCACCGAUUCCGUUAGCCCGAAAUGCCAAUUUCCGGCCUUUCUCUGCGAUGAGGGCUACGAGGGUCUAUUAAAGGGCGAAUGUUUUCCCUGCAGCAAGAAUGACGUGAAUCGAUCAUGCGGCAACAUGGGUUAUUACAGCAACGAAUCGUCCGCCAGGGGUAAACUCUACUUGAUGACUCGAGAAGAAGAGCCCUUUUGCGCUCAUCAGUAUCAGAUCAAGGUGUACAACAGUCGUAACGAAAGGUCCGUCAAGAGCUACGGCAAGCUGCAGGUCACACUUAUUGGAAAAGAUUCUUACAACGACACAUUCGCGAUGACACGCAAGGACGAAGAACUUUUAGUAGGAGCCAUUUUACAGAAAAUUAUUGUGCCGCAUCCUGCGGUCACUAAUCUUGAAGCAAUCGAAAUUAAGUACACGGCGUACAGCGGCUGGAUAUCGUCUGGCUUAGUGUCUUGGAUCAUCGACAAGGUGGCUAUUAUUAACAGUUUUGGGAACACUCUAUCGGUUUGUCAGAAGGGCUUGAUUCUGGAAUCCGAUCGUCCAGUCUACCUCCCCCUUUACCCCGGUGAAUGCAAUAUUCCUUUGGAUUCUGACAACUCCACCGUGUCCCCGGUAUCGGCGUUCGAUCGCGUAGAGACCGAAGAGAAGCAGCAACAGCCGGGUAGCAUAGGACCCUUCACUAAGGAACAGAAUUAUGAGACGAAGGACUCUGGAUAUUCCAUAGAGACCUUCUUGACGGACAGAAUGGCGCAGAGGAAAAAUCUCGGUCCAUUUACGAAGGAGCAGAAUUUGCGCGUUGUUGAGACGAUGACCUUCACAGAGGAUGCAGAGAAGCGGCCUAACGUCGCGAAUCCGUGGACCGUCUUGGACAUAUCGAGCGACGGAGACUCAAACUCGCUGGAGAACGCCGACUCGGAGCACGGACGAAGCUUCUCCGGCGCCAAACUGAUCUAUCACACCUCGGCAGUGCAACGUCUCGAGAUUAACAUCACUACUUCCACUACCACUACCAGCACUACUACGACCGCUACGGAUCUCCUGCCGGAGAUCAGAGAACCGGUUCUACGCCCGAGCAAAAAGGAAACUGGCCGGUCGCUAAAGUUGCCCGAGAUCACGGAGCCGAUCCUGCAUCCACGCGCGAGCAGGCAUAACACGCGAAACGAAGGGAUGCAACAACAUGACAACCAGCAUGAUGAGAUACAGGAAACGUCGUCCACUUCUACCAGGUCGUUCACCGUGCAAUUCUUGCCCGAAAGACUUGCGAACAUUUUAGCACACGCCGAACGAUAUGCUCGGCAAACCCUACUGCCUUUGAUUUCAUAUUAUACGCCGAGCUUCAUGACCGGUACGCGAUCUCACGAAGAGCCCAAGUAUUUUCCCCUUUUUAGUGACAUAACGCAGUCGAAGAAUGACUCUUCCUUCGCCGAGACUGACAAGACGACCGAUCAGAAUAAUAAUAAUCGACUCUCGCGAGGAGACAUUAAGCAGUACAAAUCCGACGAGUCGUUCGGUUUGGUCGAAGACGGAAGACGUCAAGAAGAAUCUAAAUCGAAGACGCAAAUGGAGAACGGCGAAAAUGUAAGUAACGAGUAUAGCGUGUCGAAAGCUGAAGCGCCGGUGAUAGUCGAGGCUGUGUAUCCGGAGAAAGUAGCGGAUGCUAAUUUCACCGAUCCAUCGGAGACGAGAAUGACCGAGAUUCAUCGCGAGAACGACGAUUGGCGACCGAUCGACGAGUCGGCGGUUCUUUCGAAGAAUCCUCCAUCGCGAAGAGACCCCAACUUUUCGCGAUCAUUGAAUUGGUCGAUUGACUACCAUGACUGGACUUUCUCGACGGGCGCAAAUUCCAAAGCGGAAGUCAAACUUGACGAUUGGAUACCGAUCACGUUGAAGAAUGACGCGAAAGUAUCGACGACUGCGCGAGGGAUGACGUUAAGUGAAGCAGCAAAGGAGAUCGAUACCAUCGAUAAUUCACGGAAAUCUACUCAAGAUAUAAUCUCCGAGACCAAAGAGGAAACCACGACCGUUCCGACGUACGAGAGAAAAUUUAUACCUCUCUUUGGUUUCGAGGAAACGACCGAUAACUUAUUCUCAUCGACAAAUUCCAAUGAUGUCUCGGAGACUACGACAAUUGCCUCGCAUAUCCAGAAAAUUCCAAGACACGAGCAAACAAUGAAAAGUGCCAGGAUGUUAAUGAAAUCCACGAUGAUGUUCCCGUACGCUUACGAGCGGAAAAACGAUCCUAGGACGAGAUAUAUACCGUUGAUUCCGGAAGAAGAUAUGGGCAAACCUUAUUCAUCGAUAGAAAAAGAUCGCUAACAUUAUAUGGCGAUACAAAGUUAUUAGAAAAUAAAGAUUGAAAUUGUUGAAUAUUAAAACGCUCACAAAACAUGAAUUAUUCAUUGUAUAUCUUCUAAUUCAUUUGAUAUUAUUUGAUAUUAUUCCAAUAAGUGGAAUUUCUUGUUUCUUCGAUAAAUUUGUUUUAAUUUUGUAUUAAUU